AGCUAGAAACUUGUUGUAGUUGCACUAUUCUAUCCAAUUUCUAUUCUUUUUGGGAGAUAGAUUUGUUAGAAAUAUAAAGUUCAUUUUGAAAUAUUUCAUGAAAGGAUAACCUGUGAAGUUCUUAUAUUAUUGAUGUUAUAGAAUUUGUGAAUAAUGGUUAUGAUUGCAAUUUGACCAUUGUCUAGUAAAUUACUUGUUGCUUCAUAAUGCAAAUUUAGAUUUGGAGAUCUACUCAAUGUCAUUGUUAUUUGACAGGCCCAUAGGUCUCAUUCUUUUGUUGUUUGUUCAAUUAGAUGAGGCAUUACAGUUUAUUGAUUGCUGAUUCGAUCUAAGUUAUUAUAAGAAAUGUACAUUAGUUUGCUUCACAGUUCAAAUGAGGUGUCUAUAAAUCCAGGUAGAAGUUCCUAUUAUUUCUCAUAAAGAUGUAUAGACACCUGAUUUUGAAUGUGUUUAUCACCUGUUCAGAAUGACAGGGAAUUUUUGAUACAACACAAUAUUAAGAAAAGACAAAAAAUUCAAGAGGAUGAUCAAGCGACACUACAAACUUAUGAGAACAGGCCUGCAGCUUCUUCCAAAAUGCUAGCAGUUGAAAAUCUAAGAACAUUUACAGCAUCAUUUAAAGGAAAUGGAUAUGGGAGAAGGAGCCUGCUGAGCUUAGUUUUAUUGUCAACAGCCUCAACAACAUCUAAUGCUAGUGAUUCAAGAACAACACUUCUUCAAGAGUACAUAAAGAAGUCCAAAGAGAACAAAGCAAGGAAUGAUAAAGAGGGACUUAUCUUAAACAAGUCCCAGUAUCAGUACAAGUUUAGUUAAUUUGGAUCACCAAGAGUAUUCUAAUCCUAUUCAAAUUGGGCCUAGUCAAUUCUAUAUAUACGCCUUUACUACAACGCCAAAAAAAUAGCCAGUGAACAUCAAAGUUUCCUGAGAAGAACUUAGUUUCAGAGGAAAGGUUGUAUCGGGUUUUAGGGUGUGAGAGAUCUCCACCAAAAGAAGCCUCUUCUUUUUCGGAAUCGUUGAGCAAGACUCCUCAUUCUAGGGACAAUCCUCCUCAUUCUAGGGACACCAACUUCAGAAUAACAACAAGAUAAGCAUUCCAUACUAUCAAGGCAAUUCUCCCUCAGCAAGGUCUUUUCUCCAGUCUCGAGCCUCUCAUCAGAAAGGACACAUUAUUUACCUUCCGCGCCAAUUACAAAUAGCGGUGCAGACUCAGCAAACUCAGCACAUUUUGGAUGGAUCAGGCCACUCCUAUCUUAUUUUGGAAGUUUGGGGCAUUUUGGAUCUUAGAGAUUAAUAUAUAAUAUUGGAUGCUUUUUAUUGUGAGAUAUUGAGUAAUUAUUGUGUAUGUAUAUGUUUUGUCUCUAAUAUUAUAUAUUGAGUAAUCAUUGUGUAUGUAUAUAUAAUAUUAGAUAUUCAUCACCGUUUGAGACAUGUUUGUGCAUGUAUAUGUUUUUUAUUUCAUUGUGAGAUAUUGAAUAAUCAUUGUGUGA
This is a messenger RNA of Asparagus officinalis (garden asparagus), 1487 nucleotides long. RefSeq lists its product as uncharacterized. The record is from RefSeq and is a predicted model, not a curated record. Gene Ontology annotation, cellular component: photosystem I. The transcript has 5 exons. Bases 445 to 813 code for a protein of 122 amino acids. Gene Ontology annotation, biological process: photosynthesis. NCBI's taxonomy places the organism in Eukaryota, Viridiplantae, Streptophyta, Magnoliopsida, Asparagales, Asparagaceae.